AACUAUCUAAUCGGCAAAGAACUCAAUAUAAAGUCAGUGCAAACACUGUUAACAUGUAGAUAGCUUUGAAUCACUAUGAUACCGCCUAUGAUACAUAUUUUGUGUGUUUACAUUUUUCCGUUGUCAGAGCAGAAAUUGGUUAAUUGCACCAAUGGCAAUAUGGGUGAAGGGAGGUCGUAAUGAUCUGCUGCACAAUCCUUAUGCUCUGAUGACCACUUGUACCAAGUAGACAAGCAUGAAAGAUGAAUGCUAAACAUUCCAAUUGCUAUGAAUUUUUAUCAAGAAAUGGACUCAUCAUUAGCGUUUUGGUUGGUGUGGGGGUGGGGUUCGCCUUAGGGUUUGGUCUAAGAGUCGUGGAACCUUCAGAUGAUGCACUUACGUGGAUUGGUUUACCAGGAGAAAUAUACAUGAGGAUGCUUAAAAUGACAAUUCUUCCUUUAGUUGUGUCAACUAUCAUCACGGGCACAGCUCGUAUGGAUCCGAAAUCUAACGGCAGGAUAAGUGCCCUGUCCUUUGGUUAUAUCAUAAUCACCAACACAAUAGGAGCCAUCAUCGCUAUCCUGUUAUUCCUUAUCAUUCAGCCGGGUAAAGAAUCUUUUAAUGAAACUUUACUCCUUGAUAUUCAUUUCUUAU
Saccostrea cuccullata (small rock oyster) is the source of this 633-nucleotide messenger RNA. RefSeq names its product excitatory amino acid transporter 1-like. Gene Ontology annotation, molecular function: neutral L-amino acid transmembrane transporter activity; glutamate:sodium symporter activity; L-glutamate transmembrane transporter activity. The transcript is spliced from 3 exons. Gene Ontology annotation, cellular component: plasma membrane. The record is from RefSeq and is a predicted model, not a curated record. Lineage: Eukaryota; Metazoa; Mollusca; Bivalvia; Ostreida; Ostreidae. Gene Ontology annotation, biological process: L-glutamate transmembrane transport. The annotation marks the transcript as partial.